AUGGCGGCGUACCCUAACAGCGACAUUGACAGCGACGACCAUCACUCUCCUGGUCCGUGCGACGUGUGCGGAACUACCACCGCCGCGCUACGCUGUGAGGCCUGUCAUCUUGAUUUGUGCGUCACUUGUUCUCGUGCUCGUCAUCUCAGUAGUCUGCAUCUGACUACGGGUCGAUUCCGCUUCUACCGACAAGAAGACCCGGUUCAGGAGAAGGACGAGUCCCCGUCUACGACUUCGCCGCCCGAUUCGCCCGCGGCUAAGACAUUACCACGUUCACCCAAAACGGUUAACAGCAAUGCUCUCUGGGGCUUUGAAAAUACGUUGGUGCAGUCGCUACGCGCGCUAACUUUCGCUUCAGGCGAAGAGAUCAGCCUUGACUCAGCCUCGUCAACUGCUGCGACAACGACGACAGUUGUGGAAAGGCGUCCACGCAGCUUUUCGGACUACGCGGCACUAACUGAUACUGAGCGUUGGCGGGCACUGAGAGGACCAACCGAACUCCGGGAGCUUUGGGACGCCAUGAGGACGGAUAUUGCAUCUCGCCACGUGGUUGUGCGCUGCAUUGCUGGUGCAUGGAACGUGCUAGAUGUGCGCCGCAUCGUAGACCGACUUCAAAGCUUUGGUAGUGUUGCAAGCACGCGUCGUGAGUUGACUGAAAAUGGAUUGCUCUUCUGCACCUUUUUCGACCUCUCAAGUGCAGUAACAGCAGUCAAUUGCUGGCGCGCCGGCACUGACAUUCUCAGUUUUUGUCUGCCGUACGAAUUGCCAAAUGACGUCAACUCAGCAACACUACUCGUGCACUUUGCACAUUAUGGAUCGGCCAUAACACCUGCCGAGAUACACCGGGUUUGCACAUUUUUUGGACAUGUAGCGAGUGUUUUGCAGCCUGAAGUGCAAGCAGCUAAGUACAUUGUCGAGUACAGUGACUCGCGUGUGAUAUCGGUGGCACUUAAUGGUCUUCCACGUGCUUUUGACGUGUAUGGGUCGCUUUCCGUGGCGCGCACUACGCCGCCGACAUUGGAUGUCUCUAAACUUCAACUUUUUUAUGAGUUUUUGAAUCGAGCAGCAAUCACACACUCACGAGCGACUCGAUCCCGCCACAAAAGCUUUUCAUCGAACAGCACGUCACUUCUGACAUCGCCGACGUCGCCAACGUCGUCGGUCGCGUCAUCGCUUAACGCAUCAUUUUUAGAUUGUGCUGGUAACAAUAGUCCGAUGGCAUCCACAACCUCGAUGACGUACCCUGGCGCCGGAGAGCUCACAUCUCCGGUAUUGAUGCCUCAAGAUGAACAGCAAAUUUGGGCGCGACAGUUGCCUCGAGCCAGGAGUAAUUCGUCAUCAGCUUAUCUUGAUAGGUCGUUUUCUUCCAGUACGUUUGGCGAUUCGACGUAUUCCAACAGAUUUAUACUCUCAUCGUCUAGCACGUUGUUGAGUCGAACCAACGAUUACUCGUCUUUUCGAACCGUUCCUCCAUUGCAAUCUUCUAAUAAUCAGAUCUCUUCUUUCAUCACAGAGCAACAGCAGCAAUCGUUUUACGACUUACAAGGACAUCAAUCCAAAUUUAUUUCUAUGAGAUACAGCAAUGGUAACAACGAUCGUUGUGUUCGACCAAGUGCUGCAUAUAGUGGUAAUUCUGCUCAUGGCUCUACAAGACGCCACACAACUGGGCGACAUGAUCAAGGCACCGGCGAGUUUAGCUUGUCGAUUGAGAAAGUUGCAUCGGGCACAGACAAACGGACGACUUUAAUGAUUCGCAACAUCCCCAAUAAAUAUACUCAACAAAUGCUGCUUGCCGAGAUCAAUAGCAACCAUCGCGGCAAUUACGAUUUUUUUUACUUACCCAUUGACUUUAAGAACAAGUGCAACAUGGGCUACGCAUUUAUCAACUUCAUUGAGGCAGCGCACAUCGAAUUGUUUCACAAGAAUUUUAACGGCCAAAAGUGGACCAAUUUUAACAGUGAAAAGGUCUGCGCCAUAUCGUAUGCGCGUUUACAGGGUAAACAAGCAAUGGUCGCGCGAUUUCAAAAUUCGAGUUUGCUGGACAAACGCGAAAGCUAUCGCCCGCUGGUUUUCUGCAGUUCCGGUCCGAAUAGAGGCCAACCGGAAACAUUUCCAGCCCUCAAGCAGAUUGCUAAUAAAAAGCUUUCACAUACGUUAGGAACGUUUGGAGUUGACGACUAUGGCGGCAGCUACGCAGCUCAUCGAAUGCACUUGCACCCUCCAUCUCAACAGCACAUGCAACUACAACAAUUGUAUCCUCAGCAACUGUUUGGGAUACGUCAGCAUGCCAUGCCCCCUCUACCGAUAGCCAAUGGGCACCAUGGCAUGCAGAUUUUACCGCUACAUUACAUUUCCUCGUACCAGCCGGACGACUUACAAAUGGCAUCGUCGUUUUUGUACGGGGUACCUGGGAUGCCGUCAAAUGCGUUGGAAAACACACACUGA
Molecule: messenger RNA, 2445 nt
Organism: Plasmopara halstedii
Lineage: Eukaryota; Oomycota; Peronosporomycetes; Peronosporales; Peronosporaceae
Product: mei2-like protein
Exons: 2
Coding region: 1-2445 (814 amino acids)
Molecular function (GO): zinc ion binding; nucleic acid binding
Source: RefSeq, a predicted model, not a curated record